AUGGAGGUGAUAGAUCAUUAUGAGAAUCCUCGGAAUGUUGGUUCUCUGGACAAGAAUGACGCUAUGGUUGGUACAGGUCUGGUGGGAGCACCAGCCUGUGGAGAUGUUAUGAAGCUUCAAGUUCGGGUGGACAGCAGCAAAAUAAUUGAUGCCAAGUUCAAAACAUUUGGUUGUGGUUCAGCCAUUGCUUCAUCAUCUCUAGCAACAGAAUGGGUUAAAGGCAAAACACUGGAUGAAGCUCUGAAGAUCAAAAAUGUUGACAUUGCAAAGGAACUAAAUCUGCCACCUGUCAAGCUUCAUUGCUCCAUGUGCCAUCAGGGAAAACAAAGCAUUCAGAGAUAUGUGUAG
Molecule: messenger RNA, 348 nt
Organism: Cherax quadricarinatus
Lineage: Eukaryota; Metazoa; Arthropoda; Malacostraca; Decapoda; Parastacidae
Source: RefSeq, a predicted model, not a curated record